CCCCAGUGUAGCAUUCCAUCAUCUUCCCUGAUCUUCACCACACCUAAAACACUUUCUUGCUCUUCAUUUCUUCAGUUAGCAAUGACGCCUUUUCUCUUCUUAGCCACUUUGUUCUUAACCCUCCUGAGGGCUCUGAAGGCUGAUCCAACUGAUGGGUUCAGCUAUGUUAAGCUGAGUGAGGCAAAUUUUCAAGUCCAGAAGCCGUACGAUGUCUCUGUCAAUCAACGCUAUUCGUACAUUGGUGGUGAACACAGACUGUGGGUUUAUAAGACAGAUAAACCUUAUUCUCAAACUAGCAAUACCAAACCUCGUACUGAAAUUCGCAUCACAGGCUACGACUACACUUCAGGUGUAUGGCAAUUCGAGGGUUAUGCAUAUGUACCCUCUGGAACUUCUGGUGUCAGCAUAAUGCAAGUAUUUGGAGCAAGCACUCAGGCCACAACUGCUAUGCUAAGAGUCUACAAUCCAUCCCUCACAUACUACACAAAUCCUGUCCUAAUCCCCAACGUCUACAACAAAUGGUAUCGUGUCAAUGUGAUACAUGACACAGGUGCAGGGAGAGUUAGAGUGUACAUUGAUGGAGUUUUCAAGUAUGAAACUCAUGAUAAUGGUCCUGCUACACACUAUUUCAAGUUUGGAGUGUAUACACAAGACAAUCCUUCUGAUUACAUGGAGUCCCGUUGGGUUGGAAUCAAAGUUCUGAGGAAGAACUGAGAUCGAUGUAUUGUGGCAUAAAUAAUUAUGGGAUAUGUGAAGGCCAAUGUGCACUUCUAAUAAUAAUAUUAAUAACCCUUGUACUUCGGUUUGAUGGUUGAUAUUUCUCAAUAAUGGAAGAUAAAGGUUUUUGUUUUUCA
Molecule: messenger RNA, 854 nt
Organism: Coffea arabica (coffee)
Lineage: Eukaryota; Viridiplantae; Streptophyta; Magnoliopsida; Gentianales; Rubiaceae
Product: citrate-binding protein-like
Source: RefSeq, a predicted model, not a curated record